AGUGAUAAUUGUGUAGCAAUUGACAGUGCAGCAUAAAAUAUCGUGUACGUAGAUGCACGUUAUUAUUCAGAUCGAAAUUACGGAUUAAUCCUAAGAUGUCAUCGCCUGCACAAGUGUUAAAAGGUGUCGGCCCAAAGCUAGUCCCAUUCUUUAAAAGCGUAUCCGUAUAUUUUAUAUUACUGGCCGAGCAACCUUCCUUGUUGACAGCAUGUUUCAAGUGUUUACCAAUUAUAAGUCUAAUCGUCUUUGUUCUCCUACACGGAAUUAGUUUAUCGCAGGAAUACACCUUCUCCAGGCGAAUAUUGACGGGUUUGAUAUUCAGUUGCAUCGGAGAUGCGCUAUUGGUUUGGCCCAACUGCUUCACGCCAGGGAUGUGCAUGUUCGCCCUAGCCCAAAUCAUGUACAUCAGUGCGUUCGGUUUUAUACCGCUUAAUAUAAUGCUAGGUACAAUUCUAUACGCAAUGUGUUCGCUAGUCAUAUACACUCUGAUGCCUGGUUUAAAUGGCAUCCUGGUUAUUGGAGUGCCAAUUUACACUGUAUUAUUGACCACCAUGGCAUGGAGGGCCAUUUCAAGAGUACAAUUUUACAAAGAGUUAUGGACGUGGACUAAAUUAUGCAGUUGUAUCGGUAGUAUAUGUUUCGUCAUAUCUGAUACCCUGCUUGGUUUUCACUAUUUCCAUACUCCGUUACCUUACUCUCAGGUAUCUAUAAUGUUAACGUAUUACGCAGCUCAACUGGGAAUAGCUUUGAGCGCAGUGGGCUCCAAGAAUAGUAACAAUAAUAACAACGUUAGCAACGAUAAAAAUGAUGCAGCCCUGGUAAAGGGUUAA
Messenger RNA from Habropoda laboriosa, 830 nucleotides. RefSeq names its product lysoplasmalogenase-like protein TMEM86A. Gene Ontology annotation, cellular component: membrane. The record is from RefSeq and is a predicted model, not a curated record. The transcript has 6 exons. Lineage: Eukaryota; Metazoa; Arthropoda; Insecta; Hymenoptera; Apidae. The coding region runs from base 96 to 830 and encodes 244 amino acids.